Molecule: messenger RNA, 1874 nt
Organism: Capsella rubella
Lineage: Eukaryota; Viridiplantae; Streptophyta; Magnoliopsida; Brassicales; Brassicaceae
Product: MLO-like protein 3
Exons: 15
Coding region: 63-1619 (518 amino acids)
Biological process (GO): defense response
Cellular component (GO): membrane
Source: RefSeq, a predicted model, not a curated record
AUAUCUAUCUUCUUCAUCUUCUCAACUGCACAAAGAUCAAGUCACCGGAAAAAACAUAAGAGAUGACGGAGAAAGAAGAAAGCAACCACCACCUUGGCACCGUCAGAUCCCUCCAAGAAACUCCCACUUGGGCUCUGGCCACUGUUUGCUUCUUCUUCGUCGCGGUUUCCAUCUUCCUUGAGCGUCUCAUCAAUCUUCUCUCCAUUAGACUUAAGAAAAAUAGAAAAAAAUCGCUACUUGAAUCAUUAGAGAAGCUUAAAUCAGUUCUAAUGGUGCUAGGAUUCAUGUCACUGAUGCUAAACGUGACUGAGGUUGAAGUUUCAAAGAUAUGCAUUCCCAUAAAGUAUGCAAAACUAAUGUUGCCUUGCCGUAAAACCAUUCAUUCAUUACAAAAAGAUGAUGAUAAAGCUAAUGAUGAUCAUGAUGAUGAUAAUGAUCAAGAUGAUGAUAAUGACUAUGACAAAAACUUCCUUCACCAAUGCUCCAAGGGGAAGACGUCAUUCAUAUCACAAGAGGGUUUGACCCAGUUGAGUUACUUUAUCUUUGUGUUGGCUUGUAUGCACAUUCUCUACAAUCUUGCUGUUCUUUUCCUUGGAAUGGCCAAGAUGAAGAAAUGGAAAUCAUGGGAGAAAGAGACUCAAACAGUGGAGUAUCUAGCAGCAAAUGAUCCGAAUAGGUUUAGAAUGACAAGAGAUACAACAUUUGCUCGACGACACUUGGGUUGGACUGAAACAUCGAUUCAACUUUGGAUUAAAUGUUUUUUCAGGCAAUUUUUCAACUCGGUGGCAAAAGUAGAUUACCUCACACUACGUCAUGGGUUCAUCACAGCUCAUUUAUCAUCAAAUAAUGCUUUUAACUUCCAAAAGUAUAUACAAAGAUCUUUACAUGAAGAUUUUAAAACUAUAGUUGGUAUCAGUCCUUUGAUGUGGCUAACUGUUGUCAUCUUUAUGCUCCUCGACGUUUAUGGUUGGAGAGUAUACUUUUAUAUGUCAUUUGUGCCACUAAUUGUAGUUCUAGUGAUUGGGACAAAACUAGAGAUGAUAGUGGCGAAAAUGGCUGUCACAAUUAAGGAACAUAACAAUGUGAUUAGAGGAAGCCCUGUUGUUGAGCCAAACGACAAGCAUUUCUGGUUUUCUAAUCCUCGUUUCCUCUUGAGCAUUCUACACUACACGCUGUUUUUGAACACCUUCGAGAUGGCAUUUUUUGUUUGGAUCACUUGGCAAUUUGGGAUUAACUCUUGCUACCAUGAUAACCGAGAGAUCAUCAUCACACGACUUGUAUUAGCGGUGACAGUCCUAGUCUUGAGCAGCUACAUUACACUGCCUCUUUAUGCCCUUGUAACUCAGAUGGGAUCAAGCUAUAAGAAAGUAAUCUUGGAAGAACAGCUAGCAAAUGUGUUCAAACAAUGGCAUGGUAGGGUUAGAGACAAGAGGAAGACAGGACAAACUACAGAAACGAACAACGGUAACGAUAACGAGGGUGAUAGUAAUGGCGACGAUAUUGGUUUAGCUGCGAGUCCAACUCAGUCAGAAGUUGCUUAUGAUUUCAGAUCUAUGGGUAGACAACCACAGGUUUUACAAGAGAUACCGGUAGGUAUACACAAGCAAGCUGAAAGGUGAUAAGGUUGAUGGAACAUAAGGAAGAGAGAGUGUUGGUAGUAUUGAUAAAGCAAAUAGAGUUUGCCUUUACUAAUUAUUGACUUAUCAAAUGACUUAAACACUUAGUUAGCCAGAUGUUUAAUUAUAGCUUAUUGUAAUAAAAAGGGAGUGUAUGUAGUAUGAUCCUAUCUGAAACAUGAAUAAUUGUUUUGAAGUUACCUUUUUAUUUAUUGUGAGGUUACUGAAGACAUUGUGAAUAAUAUAUAUACUUGUACA